Brassicogethes aeneus is the source of this 1759-nucleotide messenger RNA. NCBI's taxonomy places the organism in Eukaryota, Metazoa, Arthropoda, Insecta, Coleoptera, Nitidulidae. The record is from the annotation of a GenBank genome assembly.
AAACUUGGGACACGUCAAAUAUGGUAAAUAAACAUUAAAAAUGGACAGCGAACGGGCAAAAUUGCUGAAUCUAUUGUACCCAGAUGAAUACCCAGCUGAAUGGGAUUAUAAUGUACAACUUGACGAAUACUUAACAAAACUUGGUUCCUAUAAAGUCGAUGAUUUAAUAAAGGAACCAACAAGAUUGCGGGAUGAAAAAAGCGCGGUGCACGACCAAACGCAAGAAUUAGCCCUCACAAACUACAAAGUUUUCAUAGAAACAGCUGAUUGUUCGAGAGACCUUUUCACACAGUUUAAAGAGAUAGAUGGUAAAGUUAACAAGGUUUUAAGCUGUUUACCGGAGUUUGAGAAGAAGUGUCAUGAAUUUAACGAGUCUACAAGUGGCAUUAAUCAUUUGAGAAAGCUAAAUUCACUUACUCUGACAAGAAAUGCUCAGCUAUUGGAAAUUUUGGAAAUGCCUCAGUUAAUGAGCAGUUUUAUCAAUGAUGAGUUGUAUGAGGAUGCUUUAGAGUUGGCAGGGUAUGUAAGGAAGCUGUAUAAUCAACACCCAGACAUACCAAUAUUUAAGAGCAUUUUGGAUGAUGUAAACCAGGCUUGGUUACUUAUGUUGCACAAAUUAUUGUCGCAACUCAGUCAUGAUUUAAAUUUACCUAAAUGUCUACAAAUUGUUAGUCAUUUACGACAAAUGGAGGUUUUUACCGAGUCUGAGUUAAGGCUCAAAUUUUUACAUGCUAGGGAUUUAUUUUUGCAAAAUUGUCUCACCGCCAUUCCUAAUGAAGACGUAAAUCAUCAUAUAACUAAAACUAUAGACGUAACAAGGGUAAAUCUGUUUAAUAUUGUCACGCAAUACAAAGCAACGUUUAAUGAUGAUGAACACAGUCCUUUAGCAUCCAUAAGAAACAGUAACAUUAACCAGAACGUAAUUUUUUAUAGCUGGAUUAAUAAAAAGAUUUCUGAGUUCCUCAAAACCCUUGAAACUGAUUUAAGUAGGGGGGUUAAUUCUGUAGAGUCAAUUUUGGGUCAGUCAAUGUAUUUUGGGUUGUCUUUCAGUAAAGUUGGGUGCGAUUUUCGGUCGUUGAUGAUUCCGAUUUUCACUGGGUGUAUUUUGAGGUAUUUUCAGGAUUCCGUUAAAAAAUCUUUGGUUAGUUUCGAGAAAAAUAUCGAGAAAUUUACGUUAAUUAAUAAGAAUCACCCGAAUGUACCUUGGAAAAACAAAACUGAGGACCAUAUGCAACCACCAGAUAGUUUGUUGGAGUUUUAUCCACUAGCAGAGUAUUUAAAUAAUAUUUUAAAUGCUUUAAAUGAGUUACGGGUAUGCGCCCCGAUAUCUAUAAUUGAUGAUAUAGUUAACUCUUUAGAAGAUUCAUUAAUAUUUAUAUCAAAAUCUAUUCUAAUAUUAUAUACACAAGAAAAACAGGCAUUCACCCCAAACUCCAAAGACGCAUUUACACGUUUGUGCAUGUGUUUUGCUGAUGACUUGGUCCCCUAUCUUCAAAAAUCCAUACACAUCAUUUUCCCACCAGGAAAUAUUGCUGCAAAGUUAGGAAUAACCGUACAAACUCUACAAAAUGAAAAUAUAUCGUUCUUUGACAAAAAUAAGAUUGUUGAACAUAUAGGCCAUUUAUUACCGACAAAAAUAGAGCCCGAGAUUCAUCUUGAAGAAAAUAUUGUCGAGAAAAAACAAGAGGACUCAAAAAAGAGUGAAUUAUAGAUUUUUGUAUGUAAUAUUUAUUGUUUGUAAGUAAUAAAAACGUUAAAC